Molecule: messenger RNA, 2694 nt
Organism: Diaporthe batatas
Lineage: Eukaryota; Fungi; Ascomycota; Sordariomycetes; Diaporthales; Diaporthaceae
Product: chaperonin-containing T-complex subunit CCT7
Exons: 3
Coding region: 177-1850 (557 amino acids)
Biological process (GO): protein folding
Cellular component (GO): chaperonin-containing T-complex
Molecular function (GO): ATP hydrolysis activity; ATP binding; ATP-dependent protein folding chaperone
Source: RefSeq, a predicted model, not a curated record
CGGCAGAAGACAGACAGACCAAGCUCCAAUCGACCCCACGCGUCUACGCCCUGGGCAAGCAGUCUUCCAGCAACCUCACCACCACCAACCCAAACAACCCUGGGCCUCCUCCUCGCAACCUUCCCUUCCCUUGCCCUCCACCACUGCCUCGCCCUUGCUGCACAUAAUCGCCCAACAUGUCUUUCGGCGGGCAGACCCCCACCAUUAUUGUCCUCAAGGAAGGCACCGACUCCUCCCAGGGAAAGCCCCAGAUCGUCUCAAACAUCAACGCCUGCCUCGCAGUCCAGGCGACGAUAAAAUCGACCCUCGGGCCCUAUGGCGGCGACCUGUUGAUGGUCGACGAGAACGGCAGGCAGACGAUCACAAACGAUGGCGCAACCGUCAUGAAGCUCCUGGACAUUGUCCACCCCGCCGCCAGGAUCCUCGUCGACAUCGCGCGGUCGCAAGAUGCAGAGGUCGGCGACGGCACCACGUCGGUCGUCGUCCUGGCCGGCGAGAUCCUCAAGGAGGUCAAGGAGCACGUGGAGCAGGGCGUCAGUUCACAGACCAUCGUCAAGGGCCUGAGGAGAGCCUCGCAGAUGGCCGUCAACAAGAUCAAGGAGAUCGCCGUCAGCACCGACGAGGCGAACCGCAGAGACACACUCACCAAGCUGGCCGGCACCGCCAUGACCAGCAAACUGAUCAAGCGGAAUACCGACUUCUUCACAAAGAUGGUUGUCGACGCCGUGCUGUCCCUCGACCAAGACGACCUCGACGAGCACUUAAUAGGGGUCAAGAAGAUCCCCGGCGGCUCCCUGACCGAAUCGCUGUUCAUCAACGGCGUCGCCUUCAAGAAGACAUUCGCCUACGCCGGCUUCGAGCAACAACCCAAGUCGUUCAAGAAGCCCAAGAUCGUCUGCCUCAACGUCGAGCUCGAGCUCAAGGCCGAGAAGGACAACGCCGAGGUGCGCGUCGAGCAGGUUUCCGAGUACCAGGCCAUCGUGGACGCCGAGUGGCAGAUCAUCUUCCAGAAGCUCGAGGCCAUCUACAAGACAGGCGCCAAGGUCGUCCUCAGCAAGCUGCCCAUCGGCGACCUGGCCACCCAGUACUUUGCCGACCGCGACAUCUUCUGCGCCGGCCGCGUCGCCGCGGCCGACAUGGAGCGCGUCGUCCAGGCCACCGGCGCCACGGUGCAGAGCACGUGCUCCGACAUCCGCGCCGAGCACCUGGGGACGUGCGGGUCGUUUGACGAGCGGCAGAUCGGCGGGGAGCGCUUCAACUUCUUCGAGGACUGCCCCGAGGCCAAGACGUGCACGCUGGUGCUGCGCGGCGGCGCGGAGCAGUUCAUCGCCGAGGUGGAGCGGUCGCUGCACGACGCCAUCAUGAUCGUCAAGCGGGCGAUCCGCAACAAGACCAUCGUGGGCGGCGGCGGCGCCUGCGAGAUGGAGGUGUCGGCGUACCUGCACCGCUUCGCCGACAAGAACGUCCCGCACAAGCAGCAGGCCAUCAUCAAGUCCUUCGCCAAGGCGCUCGAGAUCGUGCCCCGCCAGCUGUGCGACAACGCCGGCUUCGACGCCACCGACAUCCUCAACAAGCUGCGCGUCGAGCACCGCAAGGGCAACACCUGGGCCGGCGUCGACUUUGUCGGCGAGGGCGUCGCCGACAUGAUGGAGCGCUUCGUCUGGGAGCCCGCCCUCGUCAAGAUCAACGCCAUCCAGGCCGCCACCGAGGCCUCGUGCCUCAUCCUCGGCGUCGACGAGACCAUCCGCAACGAGGAGAGCGCCGCGCCCCAGGCCCCCGGCAAGCCCCUGCCCCCCGGCGCCGCCCAGAGGGCCCUCCGGGGCCGCGGCCGGGGCAUGCCCAGGCGGUAAGAAGGACGACGCGAGGGCGAGAGCGAGAGCGAGAGGGUGGACUUUGAGCUAGGCUGAAGUUUGUGGGCUGCAUAUUUGUUUCUUGUAACAAGAGGACCAAAACAACUACCGUGAUACCUAUGUCGGCGUCCAUAGACAAGAGGAAUGGGAAAAAAACAAGUGACAUCUGUGAAGGGCAGCAUCUGCCGUGCCUUGGGGAUGCGACCAACAUGUGCCAGACAGACCUGAUGCCUUGUGGGUUCCACUGUCUGUGAGUGACAGACACACGUUGUCAGGGGCUUCCGGGGUCCGCAGGUCGUCCACGUCUGGCAAGAGAACGCCACUGCAUGCUGAAAACAGCACCGAGCGCCAAUACAAGGAAUAUGUGCUGGCUGCAAAUACCGUCCGCACCAUCGAGCACAUUGUGACGACGCAAGGGGUAUGCAUGUAUAUAACAGAAGCGCUGACUCCCCUCCGUUGCCAGCCUGAUUCACCACCACCCCCCCCCCUUGGCCAUGAUCAGGGACACCUUUUCUCUUGAGAUGGAUGAGGUCUGUACUUGAUGCGUCAGGAGAGAUGAAGCAUGCGCCGCCUUCGCUUUGUUGACGAGAACUUGGAAGAUGUCUCUGAGGAUGGGUGGUAUCUCGGGUCACUGGAAACACUGGCCCUUCUUGUCUCACCAACGAGCGCUUUUCACUUCGAAGGUUUGCAAAACCGGGAGAGGCCGCCUUGUGAUCUUCCCGUUCCGUGUUGGCGCAAGACAAGCUCAGUUUCUCCUAGGCAGGGUCCCAGCCCUUUUCUACUACAGUCUCGUAGUAGUUACCUCCCUCGAACAGAAUCCAUACUUCCUUUAGCUCACAUCCAC